This is a messenger RNA of Diabrotica balteata, 1827 nucleotides long. The record is from the annotation of a GenBank genome assembly. NCBI's taxonomy places the organism in Eukaryota, Metazoa, Arthropoda, Insecta, Coleoptera, Chrysomelidae.
CAGCAGGCAGGCUCGUCGGUCUCCAGUACCGUAACACCAGUAUUGUUUUUUAUAGUUUUAUGUAUUUAGCCAGCAAUGGUGCAUAUAUCAAAGUUAUUGACAAAGGUACUCGGUCCAGUGUUAUAGUGCUUUAAAUAAAGUGUAGUGCCUCAAAAAUAGACUCUAGGAAUAUGGAAAACAGCUCACAAUCAUCUACUAACCCCAUUUCUCAGGGGUGUGGCCCAAAUACCCAAAUAAAUGUUCAUGUGAGCCCCACCACGGGGGGCGAUUUUUACCUGAGCGUGGAAUCGGACAUUUCAAUCGAAAAUCUCAAAAAACUCAUAUCUAAAAGACUUAAAGUGCCGAGAGACAGAAUAUGUUUACUGUUCAGAGAUAAGCAAUUACAAGAUGGAAAUUUGGUUCAACAUGGAAUAUCUGAUGGGUCUAGAAUUACUUUAUUACCAAAUGUUGAAACAGGACUCAUAACCCAGCGUCCUGAAAUCGGAAUAAUGCAAGCCCUAGAAUCUCUAAACGAUACCCAAGUGAAUGAAUUCCUGUGUGGUAAAGCACCGCUCAAUCUCAGUAUGCGUUUGGGAGAUCACAUGAUGCUCAUCCAGCUACAACUCAGUACCGUUUCGGGUGUUAAACCGCCCAACUCUCCCACGCCCGCAUCUCCCACGCCCUCGUCCUCUUCUACCAUUCCCGGAGCAUGUACUGUUCCCCAAUCAGCGAAUCCACCCACCAACCCUCCUAGUCUAUUGCAGGCCUCGCGCAACCUGCAGCACACACUUAGAAGACUGUCUGCUGAUGUGUUCUCUGGAAAAGAUAGAGGCCGUCGAGAAAGUGUCUAUUCCGGAACCUUCAGCGGAGCUUUAAAUCCAGCUUUACAAGAUCCCAAGGGUCGACCUCGACGCGACGUUGCCACUAUCGUACACAUUCUUAAUGAUCUCCUUUGUUCCGUACCGGAACUUCGUAGGGUUACUCGCAAAGGUUCCGAAGAACCCACCGCCCACGUCCCCGUCGAACAGCAAGACGAACCGAUGAUAACCACGUCGUGCAGCGAAGAUCAGAACCUGAGAACUCGCGGCAAGUUGGAACACCUCAGGCUCGUCAUGGGUGAGAGACGGGAACGUAGGAGACAACGUAAACAGAAACCUUAUUCGCUACCUCAGAGUGACACUGACACUGUCACCGCAUGAAACACAGCUUCCUUGUACAUAGGUUAUUAGUUUUUAUUUUCGAGAUGGUGAAGCUGAUGAGAUAAGGGGGGUCGAAGUAACGUACGUGACGUAGGUAAUAGCGUUUUAUUUAUUCUUGGGAUUCUUUUCAAAUAGUAUUCACUAUAAUAAAUUAGCAGCUGUUUGAGAGUUCCUACUAAAUUUAGAGAUCUUUAAAAUUUAAAAUUUUACAUGUUUUUUGUUUAUGUUCCAAAAUGUUUAAAAAAAAAUAAAAAUAUAUAGCAACAGACAACUCCUUAACAUAGCCUGAUAGUUUGGUAAGUUAAAGAUUCUCUUUAUGUCUAGAAGUUUCUCUCUAUUUUUGAUAUUUCUUAGUGUCGGACCGUUUUGUGUUCUAGUGUUCAAAAUAGUAGACUGAACAAAGUCUUCUGGUUGUUGUGUAGGUCCAUAUUCGUCUUCCAGUGGCACUAAAGUCCAAAUUGGGAAUCUGCCUUCUGUAACUUCUACUUCAACAUUGCCAAUCACGCUCCAGUUGCUUUCAAGCUUUGGAGCCCAUUAGAUUUUGUGCUUUCACUAUCACUUCACUCUUCCAUCUUCUCCGUGGACUCUCAUUUGCCUUGUAUUUUUUUGUCUGGAGUUCUUUUUGGCAAUAUGUCGUCAUCCAUGCUAC